AGAAUCGUCGUACUUUGCAAAGACGGCAUGGUAAAAACGCGCCUAAACGAGUAAACGGCGCGAAGAAAAUAGCCAAACGCCGCCACAACUGCUUCUUCCAAGCUCCUAGGUAUCGGACCGACUCGCCGGCUGACUCAGGCAUGGAAGCCGAUUCAUCUUCCUUCAAGCGUCGUCGUUCCCUCCUGGUUGGUUGCAGUAGAAAUAGAAGCUUUUAGAUGGUGGACAACACUAGGAGGUGGUUGUGGACUUGUAGUGCUGGAUAUUAGGGCACUGUUUGGUUGCAGCUGCUUCUGCCAAACAGAAUAAUCUUGGGAUCGGCUUCGAUAGCACGCCGGAAAAUAUUGGCUGAAAUGGGAUAUGAAUUCACAGUCGUGACUGCAGACAUUGAUGAAAAAUCCAUCCGAACGGAAAAACCAGAGGAGUUGGUUUUGGUUCUUGCCAAGGCAAAGGCCGAUGCUAUUAUAUCAAAGUUGCAAAGCAUCAAUAAACAAGAGAAGGAUACUGAGCCGACAAUUGUGAUUGCGGCAGACACAGCAGAAGCCAUUUCACAAAAGCUCCCAGUUGGGGACUACAUAAAGGAUGCCAAACCAACACUAUUAGUUACUUCUGAUCAAGUGGUGGUCUAUGAAGGUGUGAUCCGGGAAAAACCAUCCAGCAAGGAAGAAGCACGGCAAUUUUUGAAAGAUUAUUCUGGAGGGCAUGCAGCAACAGUAGGAUCUGUGCAUGUUACAAACCUUAAAACGGGAUUCAGUAAAGGAGAAUGGGAUCGAGUGGAGAUUUAUUUCCAUAAAAUACCAGAUGAAGUCAUUGAGAAGCUGAUUGAGGAGGGGAUAGUGCUCAAAGUUGCUGGGGGACUCAUAAUCGAACAUCCUCUUAUUCUUCCCUAUGUCAAAGAAGUGGUUGGGACAACCGAUAGCGUGAUGGGACUUCCCAUAGAUCUCACUAGGACACUCCUGAAAGAGGCCCUCUAGCUGCAGCCGGAGAUUUCCGCAUUUUUAUUUAACGGUACUUUAUCUAAUUGACGCGUAUUUAUGUUUCUUCUGUCGUUAGGCAUCUGAUCUCGUUUCGUUGAACUCUAUAACUACCUGCUAUUCGCAUCUGUAUCUGUUGUGAACUAUAUUUGCUUCCCGGAUGAAUCGUAGACAAGUUUGUUUAUGUUUUGACAUA
Messenger RNA from Malus domestica (apple), 1167 nucleotides. The record is from RefSeq and is a predicted model, not a curated record. Lineage: Eukaryota; Viridiplantae; Streptophyta; Magnoliopsida; Rosales; Rosaceae.